Messenger RNA from Aspergillus mulundensis, 645 nucleotides. RefSeq names its product peroxiredoxin-like family protein. The record is from RefSeq and is a predicted model, not a curated record. Gene Ontology annotation, cellular component: cytoplasm. Gene Ontology annotation, biological process: cellular response to oxidative stress; cell redox homeostasis. Gene Ontology annotation, molecular function: thioredoxin peroxidase activity. The transcript has a single exon. Bases 1 to 645 code for a protein of 214 amino acids. Lineage: Eukaryota; Fungi; Ascomycota; Eurotiomycetes; Eurotiales; Aspergillaceae.
AUGUCUCUCAAAGCAGACCUCGACAUCGCCUACAGCGAGUACCAGAAAGCCGCCCCAGCAGCAGCCCUAAACACCUUCGCCACCGGCCUCAAAGACCUCCACGACACCUUCGACCCCACCAAAGCCAUCCAACCCGGCCAGAAACUCCCUUCGUUUACCCUCCAAGACGCAACCGGCAAGCCCGUAUCCAGCACCUCCCUCCUCAGCACAGGCCCGCUGCUGAUCUCCUUCUACCGCGGCGAAUGGUGCCCCUUCUGUAACCUGGAGCUGCGUGCUCUGCAGAAACGUCUGCCCGAGUUCAAGUCAAAGGGCGUGGCCCUUGUUGCCAUCUCGCCGCAGCUGCCGGAUAGUUCGCUCUCUGUUGCCGAGAAGAAUCAGCUCGAGUUUGCGGUGCUUUCGGACGUGGGGAACAAGUUUGCUAGGGAGUUGGGUAUUGUUUGGGAGCAGCCGGCGGCGUUCCGCCCUAUCUUGCAGGGGUUCGGUAUUGAUUGGGAGAAGAGUUAUGGUGACCAGAGCUUUGAAGUUCCGAUUCCCGCUACUAUACUUGUUGACGGAGAGGGCGUUGUGAGGAAUGUCUUCACCGAGACGGACUAUGUGAAGCGGUUGGAGCCUGAGACUGCGCUUGAGUGGGUGAGCCAGUUGUAG